AUGAAUCUUAAUGCAGAACAAAUAAAAGCCAUCGAAAUAAGCUGCAUUGGACAUAAUCUUUUAAUUUUAGGGACCGCAGGCACUGGGAAAACCCACGUCAUUAAACAUAUUGUCGAAACUCUAAAAAGUAAGGGAAAAAAUGUGUCGGUAACAGCAACAACGGGGAUAGCAUGUUGUUUGCAUGCAAAUGCAACAACAAUACACAGGUGGUCAGGUAUUGGGGACGGCAGGUAUGGGGUGAACGAUAUUGCCAAUAUUGUGAAGCAUAAUGCCCAGUACUUAGAUGUGAGAAAAAGAAUAUUAGAAACUGAUGUACUUGUAAUUGACGAGUGUUCAAUGUUAAGUAGAAAAUUAUUUGACUCUCUCAAUGAAGUCUGUAAAAUGAAAAACCCUGAACUUUUAUUUGGAGGAAUUCAGCUGAUUCUCUGUGGUGAUUUUACACAGUUACCACCAGUACCAAACUACUUAUAUGCUGAAUCUGGGGGAUUUUGCUUUAAAAGUGAACUGUUUAGCAGAUUAUUAACUCACAGAGUUGUGCUCACACAAAUGAAUCGACAAUCAGACCCACAACUUAUCAAAGCUAUCCAUGAGGUAUCAGUUGGAACAAUAACAAAUGAAACAGAAAAGUUCCUAACCAGUUUAAACAGAAGUAUCCCUGCAAGAACAGAUACCAUCAAGCUUUUUACUAGAAACGACCAAGUAGACACAUACAACAGAAAAAAAAUUGAAGAUUUUCCCGGUGCAAUGUAUGAAUUUGUGUCCGAAGAUAAUGGUGAUAGAAAACAUUUAAAUCAAAUGCUAGCUCCAAAAACAUUGUGGCUUAAAAAGGGUGCACCUAUUAUCCUAAUUCGAAACUUAACAGGUAAACUUGUUAAUGGGCUACAAGGAACUGUUCAUGACAUCACAGAAAAUGGACUAAUUAUAGACUUUCCUUCAUGCAAGCUUAAAGUUCCUAUUGAAAAGAUGAAAUUUUCCGUAUUCAGUCCAAGGAAGAACUGUGAUGUUGCCACCAGAGUGCAGUACCCAGUCAAACUAAGUUUUGCAAUUAGUAUACAUAAGUCGCAGGGACUGACUCUAGAAAGUGUGGCGAUUGAUUGUCACCAGAUUUUCAAGCCAGGACAACUAGGCGUAGCUAUUGGACGUGUCAGAAGUUCACAGAACUUACAAGUUAUAAACUUUAAUAUGAAGAAAUGUGUCAUCCCUCAACCACCAGAUGUCAUUAACUUCCUGGGUGAGGAGUCUGGGGUGCUACAUGAUGACAGAAGUUGUUGCUGCGGUCAAGAAACUAGGUAA
Mya arenaria is the source of this 1293-nucleotide messenger RNA. RefSeq lists its product as uncharacterized. Lineage: Eukaryota; Metazoa; Mollusca; Bivalvia; Myida; Myidae. Gene Ontology annotation, biological process: DNA repair; telomere maintenance. The coding region runs from base 1 to 1293 and encodes 430 amino acids. The transcript has 3 exons. Gene Ontology annotation, molecular function: DNA helicase activity. The record is from RefSeq and is a predicted model, not a curated record.